AUGUCCCAGUGCUACCUAUGCCCUGGCAACCCUCGAGCUGCCGGCGACACCAAUCCCAAGUACGAGAACACGUUCGCGUUUGUGAACGAUUAUAGCGCCGUCAAGGAGCAACAGCCCGAAUAUGAGCGUACAGAAGGGUCUACUGAAGAUCUCGAGGCCUCACUUCUGAAGGCAGAGGGUGUCAAGGGUGUCUGCUAUGUCCUGACAUUUUCACCAAAGCAUCAUCUUACCCUCGCCGACAUGUCUGCCAAUGAAACACUGCCCGUCAUUGACCAUUGGACGCGCAUUUACGCCAACCAUUUGGCUGCGUCCAACCCCCUGAAGGAGCUCGUUGUCAAGGUCAACCUCUCCGUCUCAAAGGAAGAUGCGCCUACUCCGAAGGACGAGUAUCGGUAUAUGCAGAUCUUCGAAAACAAGGGUGCAGCGAUGGGAUGCUCCAACCCGCAUCCUCACUGCCAAGUUUGGACCACUUCAAGCAUGCCGGAAGAACCUGGGAAGGAGAUGGUUGCCAUGGCCACGUAUCGAAAGGAACACGGCGGACGUCACCUUCUGGCCGACUAUGUCAAGCUUGAGCUUGCCAAGGCAGAGCGCGUCGUAUGGGAGAACGAGACCUUUGUUGUGAUCUGCCCUUGGUGGGCUGUCUGGCCGUUCGAAGUCAUCAUCAUCCCGAAGCGUCACGUCCGCUGUCUACUUGAUUUCACCGAUGCUGAGCGCUUGCAUUUCGCUGAGGCGAUUCAGGAAGUAACGCGACGAUAUGACAACCUCUUUGAGUGCAGCUUCCCCUACAGCUCCGGCAUCCACCAAGCUCCGCUGAAGGGGACGCAGGAGGAAAUUGACAACUCGUAUCUCCACAUGCACUUCUACCCACCACUGCUGCGUUCCGCAACAGUGAGAAAGUUCUUGGUGGGUUAUGAACUGAUGGCCGAGCCACAGAGAGAUAUCACCCCCGAGCAGGCAACGGUGCGGCUUCGCAACUGUGGAGGGGAGCUGUACCGGAAAUCCUUAUCGUAG
This is a messenger RNA of Emericellopsis cladophorae, 1011 nucleotides long. Its product is annotated as Galactose-1-phosphate uridylyltransferase-like protein. Gene Ontology annotation, molecular function: zinc ion binding; UDP-glucose:hexose-1-phosphate uridylyltransferase activity. The record is from RefSeq and is a predicted model, not a curated record. The coding region runs from base 1 to 1011 and encodes 336 amino acids. Gene Ontology annotation, cellular component: cytoplasm. The transcript has 2 exons. Gene Ontology annotation, biological process: beta-D-galactose catabolic process via UDP-galactose, Leloir pathway. NCBI's taxonomy places the organism in Eukaryota, Fungi, Ascomycota, Sordariomycetes, Hypocreales, Bionectriaceae.